AUGCGUUUAGUCGAAGUUGAAGUACUCACCACGGUUUCCGCAAAAGCUGUCCUUCCAAAGUUGGAUGCAAUAUUUUCACGACAAGGCCUUCCAGAAGUUCUGAAAAGCGACAAUGGCCCACCAUUUAACGGUGCCGAGUUCGAGUCAUACGCCAAGCACUGCGGUUUUACUCACCGCAAGAUCACGCCAUACUGGCCUCAAGCAAAUGGAGAGGCCGAGCGUUUUAUGCGCACACUACAGAAAUGUAUUCGGGCUGCAAUCAUCGAGAAGAAAAACUGGAAGCAAGCGAUGAACCAGUUUCUCCUCAACUACAGGGCAACCCCCCAUUCCACUACUAACAUAUCCCCCUCCGAAAGCCUCAACAACAGGAAGAUAAAGACAACAAUGUUACCGGAGAUGCCCUCUAGUUCAAAACCAGAACAGACAGCAAUGGCUGAAUAUGAUGCUCGGAAGAAAGAACAAAUGAAAUCUUGCGCAGACAACCGUCGGGGUGCCAAAGAAAGUUGCAUCAAACCAGGUGACACCGUCCUUCUGAAACAGCCGAAGGAAAACAAAUUCAGUGCUCCAUACAACCCUCAACCUUUUGUCGUAGAAAAGAAAAAGCGAACAAUGGUCACUGCCAAGAAUGAUUCAAAGGUUGUCACACGAAACUCCUCGCAAUUCAAGGUGAUCUCAACCAAGUCAGCCAAACACAAUGACAAGGAAGUUGAACCAAAGGUUCCAAGACCAUCAAACCCCCAAGAACAAAAAACACUUCAACAAAGACCGAAACGGAACGUAAGACAGCCAGCAAGGUUCGCGGACUAUGUAAACUAUGAACCAAUGUGAACCAAAUGACAGUUCGGACAAUAUCACUGUCCACAGCAUAUUAGUCAAAGGAACAGUGACUCGGACAAGUUAAUGUUUAUAUUAAUAGAUGGAACUAUCAUCUGACAAUGGGAGGGAUAUAAUAUAGUUAAUAAGCUCAUUGUUGUUAUGUUGCCUUGGCGCGCAGGUGGACCGCGUGCGGGGUCUGAGACUAAGACUUUUUGGCGCCAAUAGAUAGAGUUUUAUUAGUUAGUUUUGCAUGUGGAUAUAUACGAGAGGUUAUCAAUAAAAGUGUUUAACUACAACAUUACAACAACAUGUGCAACAAAUAUUUGCAAUCUAGCAGGUUGAUACCCAGAGUAUAUCCCAUUUGGAGAAGGAUAUUGUUUCCGUAUUACUGUAACACAACAGCUUGGAAUCAUUCUCCUGUUCCCACUUCCUUAUCUUUUCAUGUUGCCAGAGUACAUAUUGUUUGUAAGCAGCAUGGUGAAAAUUUUCAUUGUUUCUAACAUUAUUUAACACUAAACAGUCUUCUGGUCCUGUAAUGCAUGGCCAGGUCCAGAACGUUUCCAUCAAGUACUAACUGUGGGGAACAGAGGGGCUAGGGUCUUGCAAGGCUGUACUGUUUGUGUACAGCAUUUGUUUUCCAAUUGUGUUGGCCUUCCAAUACAGCAUCCACAUUCGCAACACUCUGGGACAUUUUCUGGGUUUUCCUCUGGGUCUGGUUGAAGCGGUGCACCUGGCAAUUCAUUAUUUACCAAAUCAGCAAAUGUACCUGGCUGACGCUGUAUAGGACAUUUAGGCUGACGCUCUUAGGGCAUUUAAAAUUAAAUCCAUUGCUUCCACAAGAUUCUGAAAUGUAAAGAUAUUUAUCAUUAAUUAAAUGCAAAGACUCAAGCACAGUGAAACACUGAUAUUUUUACCACAAAUUCCUCUAUAGACUUGUAUAUAAACGGGUAAACUCUUUUUAUAUAAUUUGAUCGGCAAGGAUAUGCAUAAUUAUACAGAGUAUGUAAUAAAACAAAUCAUAUGUGUUAAUUAAAGCUUUCAAAAAUGUACUGUCACUCAAAUGUACACUGUAUGUCUGUGCAUAUUCUUGGCAGGCAAAAGCAGGCAAAGUAUUAAACUAUGUAAACAAAGUUUGUUCAUGUAUUGUUAGAUGAUCAUUAUCCUUCGUUUAGAGUGAACAGUCACAAUGAACAACAUUACAUAUUCUCAAAUGAACAUUGCUCAGGCCAUUUUUUGCGUAAACGAAACAUGUAUAAACUACAAUGAGCGAAAAUAAUAUGAUUACAUGUACAUGUGUGAAUCACGUUUAUAACGAACAGUAUAACGAACAGUGUCAGUACAUACUAGUAAUAGCAAUAGUAGAAACUCACCAUCUGGUCACUGUCACGUUCUUGUACCCUUCGAUUGUUCAUACAUGUAUCAAAAUCCUAUUCGUGGCACACACUUGAGCAAAAAUUACCCAUACUUUUGCAGGCUCUCUAUCGUAAACAGAAGCCGCGACACGAACAUAUCGUCUCCACAUAUCUUCCAGCGAAAAGCUUAAUUUCUCCGAGUGCUUUGAUCUGCCAUGACAGCAACAAUGACUCUGACAAUGUGUUUCGACGAACAAAUAACCCAAGCAAAGGUUCAUGUUUACUUUGGCACUUCCAAAGUUUAUUUUACAAUGCCGAACAUUAUAUUCAGAAUACGUACAAUGGGUUGCAAACUCGCACCCGGCACCUUUGCUGUGUCGGCCUCUUCUGGAUAUUUCAUUAUAUAAAACGAAACACACGAAAGAAAAAUGUCGAAUUAAUCAGCAAUAUAUCUUCCAUUGGUGGUCUGUUAAAAUAUUUAAUUGCUUGUCUUUCAGAAGACAAUUUAAAAAAAAAUUAACUUCACUCCUGGUUCCUUCAUUUAUAAUUUGUUUAGUGCAUAGUCGUAUACUUCAUAUUAUACAAUUGAAGUGGAUCCAAACCAAAACAAAAGAUGUAAACAAAGCCCGCACAUGCGCAGAAUGGACUGUAACCCAGCUUUAAUGAUAUUUUUGCCUUUUUUUGCUGCAAAAAAUUUAUUUUUUAAAUAACAAGGUCAGUUCCUCAGCCCCCUGUGGUUGAACCAGAGCCUUCGCGACAUUUCAAUUUAUUAUUUACUGUCGAAGGCUCUGGAAUCCAGGGUACGCUUGCCGUUACGAUAACGUAAAUUCGUAAAAUCGCGCGGGAAAUACAAGUCACGUUGUAACAAGUGCUUAGACUUAGUAAUAAGGCCGGGGGAGGUCAAGGAGGUGGAAUUCCGUGUUCGAUUUUGGUUUCGGUGGUUUUGGUCUUUUCCGAUUCUUGUUCCGGUCGUUCCGGUGGUUUCGUUCCGGUUGUUUCGGUGGUUCCGUUCCGGUUGUUUCGGGUUCUGGCGCCAUAUUUUGAUACGACUACACGUGUUGCUUGCAAACUGUGUCUCUGAAUAUUCUCAAUUUUAUGAUCAGAAAUUCUGUAAGAACCGAAGUAUUAUAAAGAUUCAAUAAAGAAAGACUCGAGGGAACAGUUGGGUGAUAUUUUUAUCGAUAUUUAACCGUACGGGGAAAAGAUCAAAAGCUGAAACCAUGUCUACGAAAUGCGAGGUUUGUAACAAGGUAUUUUCUACGAAAGGAAAUUUGGUGGUACAGAAACAAGCACAUACUAGAGAGAAACCUUAUGAAUGUGAUGUUUGCAACAAAAGAUUUUCGCGGUCAGACGACUUAGCUAAACAUGAAAGAACACACACUGGAGACAAACCUUAUGAAUGUGAUGUUUGCAACAAAAGAUUUUCGUGGCCAGACGGGUUAGCUAGCCAUGAAAGAACACAUACUGGAGACAAACCUUAUGAAUGCGAUGUUUGCAACAAAAGAUUUUCACACUCGAGCACCCAACUAAACAUAAGAGAACACACACUGGAGACAAACCUUAUGAAUGCGAUAUUUGUAAGAGGAAAUUUUCACAAUCUGGCAACUUAGCUUCCCAUAAAAGAACACACACUCGAGAGAAACCUUGUGAAUGUGAUGUUUGCAACAAAAGAUUUUUGCAUUCAGACUACUUAGCUGUUGAUAAGAGAACACAUACUGGAAACAGACCUUAUGAAUAUCACAUUUGGAACACAAAAUUUUCAGAAUCACACAGUUUAACACGACAUAAAAUAUCCGCACACAAGAUAAAGCAGUGUUUUGAGUGUGUUAAAUGUAAGAAAAUAUUCACAGAACGUAAAGGUCUCAAACGUCACUGGAGAGUACAUUCAAAAGAUGGCUAUAAUUAUUAUUCUGCAACAGUUGUGGCAGGGAAAUUAUUCAGUCGCAAGGCCAAGGACAUGCUAAUGAGAAACUGAGUGUUGAUCAUUUUGUCUGUGAUAAAUGCGACAAACAGUUCCCUGACAUUGAAAGUUUAUAUCAGCACAAGGCCAAAGACCAUCAUACGUCCUACCAAUGUGGUAUUGGUUAUGUCUGUUGUGCAACUGGUAUUGGUUAUGUCUGUUGUGUCUGUGAUGCCAAGUUUGAAAUUGUAACUGAACUUGAAGAUCAUACCG
Molecule: messenger RNA, 4341 nt
Organism: Paramuricea clavata
Lineage: Eukaryota; Metazoa; Cnidaria; Anthozoa; Malacalcyonacea; Plexauridae
Source: the annotation of a GenBank genome assembly